Molecule: messenger RNA, 2450 nt
Organism: Pteronotus mesoamericanus
Lineage: Eukaryota; Metazoa; Chordata; Mammalia; Chiroptera; Mormoopidae
Gene: TMEM101
Product: transmembrane protein 101
Exons: 3
Coding region: 124-918 (264 amino acids)
Biological process (GO): positive regulation of canonical NF-kappaB signal transduction
Source: RefSeq, a predicted model, not a curated record
CCUUUAAACCAUUAGUUUACUAAUGUCAGACUCAUAGGGCAAAAUGAACCUUGGAGAGUACCUGGUCCAGCGAUCUGAUUUUAUGAAAUUUAAGUAAUCCUAGUGCAGCAUUUAAGCUUGUAUAUGAGAGAACCUGUGCCAGGCACUGUGGACUUGGAGAUGGGCCUGGACAAAAGGCACUACCCUCAAGGAAUGGGCUGUCUGUCCAGUAGGGGUGGCAGAUGUGUGAGCAGCUGCAGGACAGUGAGAUCAAUGGGUUUUUUAGGGAACAGACUAUAUUAUAUAGCAGAAAGAACAUCGGAUUCUAGUCUGCAGGUCUGGGGGUGGGAAGGAGACAGUGCUUGGCAUCUGGGUUCUGCCACUUUCUGUAGGAUCUUGGACAAUUUUAUUAACCCCUCUGGGCCACUUCUGAUAAAAAGAAUUAUCUGUUUCUGCUGUACCUGCCCACCACACCUGGAAAAGGUCCGUAUGUACUCGCGCACAGUUGCCAUCAUCGGCGGCUUUCUUGUGCUGGCCAGCGGCGCUGGGGAGCUCUAUCGUCGGAAACCCCGCAGCCGUUCCCUCCAGUCCACUGGCCAGGUCUUCCUGGGCAUCUACCUCAUCUGCGUGGCCUACUCGCUGCAGUACAGCAAGGAGGACCGGCUGGCGUAUCUGAACCACCUCCCAGGAGGGGAGCUCAUGAUCCAGCUGUUCUUCGUGCUGUAUGGCAUCCUGGCCCUGGCCUUCCUGUCUGGCUACUACGUGACCUUGGCGGCCCAGAUCCUGGCUAUACUGCUGCCCCCAGUCAUGCUGCUCAUCGAUGGCAAUGUUGCCUACUGGCACAACACGCGGCGCGUUGAGUUCUGGAACCAGAUGAAGCUCCUUGGAGAGAAUGUGGGCAUCUUUGGAGCAGCUGUCAUCCUGGCCACUGAUGGCUGAGUUGCACAGGGAGAGGCUGACAUAGGUGCAGGGAGCCACUGAAGGCCACCCUACCUUCCUUCUUGCUGGCCCAGUUAUGUUUAUUUAUGCUUUUUGGUUGGUUGGUUUGAUCCUUUCCUCUGUGUAUGUGUGUGUGUGUUGGUAAUAGGCAGAUCUGUUCCCCAGUUCCUGGGCUCAACCCAGGGUGGGGGAGCCCUGACGAUGAUGCCUACAGGUUUCUUUUUUUCUUUUCCUGUUUGUUAGGAGGAGAGCUGAGGCCAGCUGCUCCCCUGGGUCUCAUGUCUCAGAGAAGAGAGUAAGGCAGGGCUAGGGUGGGGGUACGGAGAGUGGGAGGCAGAGGAAGGAAGACGAACAGUCAGAAGUGAGCAAGAGUAAAAAAUGCCUUUUGAACCUGGCAGAUGAAACCAGGCUUUGCAGUGCUCUUUGGAGACCAAGAGUGAGCAUGCGUGUUGACACGUGGAUCAGGCCCAGGAGGAGCAGAGACUGGGCCUCACAGAAGUCACAUGGGUUCUCAGGAUGGGCCAGGGGCAGAAAUGGUACUAGCUGUCACCCACCUUGAGAACAGGGCAGGCCCCAGACGACUCAGGUGCGAGGGGUGGGGCAGGCGGCGGUCAGCGUCCCGCCUUCUGCCUUCUGUUCCCAGUUCCGUGGUCGGCCUGGUGGGAGUGAGUGCCCUCCCAAAUACCAGACCACACAGUCUUCCAAAAAUAAACACUUUAUACAGACAUUUGGCUUUGCUUCUCUGUUCUCACAGGGCACUUUGCCAUUGGCUGGGAUUGAUCUUGGUUUUCUAGAAGGGCCAUAUCCGGUUAAACCCCACCUUGGUCCUCCUGUGAUCUUUCCCCUAUUCUGAGGGUUCCCACAGUCCCCUGGCUCUUUCCAAGGAUCUCCUAUUCCUCCCUGUAGUAUAUUCUUUUGACCUGUCACUUCAAUCCCCCUUGUAGCUUAUUUUCCCUCCCCAUUUGAUUUCAGUUUAAUGAAAUCCUUGGUGAGGGCAAGUAGAGGGAGAGAACUAAUAUUGAGUGUCCAAGGAUUUUACAUUUUACAGAUGAGAAAAUGGAGACCCAGAGAAGGUAAGCAGCUUGCCUCAAACCACAGGGCAAACCCAGCCAGAGAGCUGGGUUCCAGGUCAGGUCUGUCCGUGCCCAUGCCUGGAUGUGUACUGACCACCACCCCUCUCCUGAGGGAGCACAGGGGCUGCUCUCGGGGUUGGGUUCCCUCACCAGCCCCUGCUGUGCCCUGGUGGCCUCUUAAUUGAACUCUCCCUGCCUGUCUGGCACUUCCUGGCAGAAAGUAGCCCCAGCAACCAGUAUGGUGCCUGGCACAUCAUGGGGGUCAAAAAUAGUCAAUGAAACCAGCUUUGGGCUGCUGCCUUUCGGCUUCCACAAAGAUGGAGACCCAACCUCUAGGGGCCCAAGGGGAAAAGACCCAAGUCUGGGCUUGGUUCUGAGCCCUGCCUGAGAGGGAGCUGGGGCUGCUGCUAUUGGCCUGGUCUGUGGAAUGGAGGGUUUCCCAGCUUAGGAGUAGGGGAC